Messenger RNA from Strongylus vulgaris, 2304 nucleotides. NCBI's taxonomy places the organism in Eukaryota, Metazoa, Nematoda, Chromadorea, Rhabditida, Strongylidae. The record is from the annotation of a GenBank genome assembly.
AUGGAUAGGUUCUAUCACCUGAUUGAAGCUGUAAUUUCAGUUAAUCGAACGCCGGUUGCUCUUCAUAAAGCUGAAGAAGCAAGAACUCGCCUUGCAUGUGAAUUAGCACCAAGAUUAGCUGCUGGAAGACUAACCAUGGGAACCCGCCAACUGCUAUGGCAAACUUGCGAGCAAGCUUCCAGAGGAGAUUAUCGAGCGGCUGUAGCCACUUGCGGACAUAUGGUUCGAUCUGGUGGAGACUUUGUAGAGGUCUCUGCAUUCUUGCCAGCACUGAAGUCGCUCUUCUUAUUGGCGCAGUCGACAGGAGAUUAUCGAGCGGCUGUAGCCACCUGCGGACAUAUGGUUCGAUCUGGUGGAGACUUUGUAGAGCUGAUGGUGACGUUGAGAUCUGGAAGGAAAUAUUCCGAACCAAAGGCUGAGAAGACCUUUGUGGAGUCUGGUCCUACUACGCAGACACGCCCAUUAACGUAUAAACGAGUUCGUAAUGCAACUCUUACAGCCGAUUUUUCCGAAAAGAAGGAAGUUGUCAAAAAGUUUAAGAGAGAGGUGGAUGAAGAAGAGAGUUCUCAAUUGGAAAGCAAGCCUUCACGAUGUGAAAUUUUUUCGGUAAAGGAUGAAGAUUCAACUCAUGUUUCUAAAGAAACCAAUCCUUCUCAACCUGAAGUUCCUUCAACGAAAAGAGAGCAAACAGAUUUAUCUUUUGUCUCUAAAGAGUGUCUUCAGUCAGAAACUGAGCUUUCUCAGUCCGAGGACCUUCCCAUAAAGAGAAAAGAAGGGAGUCUGCUUCGUGCCUUAGAAGAAUGUACAUCACCUCCUAAUGUGAUCGCUAAGAGCGCAGAAAAGAAAGAUAGUGGGCUCAUUAUAGGCGAGUGCUUCAUAGCCGUAGACCGAUUCGUCGUUGGUGAUGAAUGCGAAUAUCAUUUUCUCACACAUGGCCACGUUCGUGUGGAUGUGACCUUAUUGGAUGCUAACCAUUGUCCUGGAUCCGUGAUGUUCCUGUUUGAAGGUGUUGCUGUGCCUGGCGGAAGUGUUUUGGUGACAGGACAUUUCAGAGCUGACAGCCAGAUGUUGGCAUUAUUCGACACUGACGCGACCUACAAAAAAUUGUCUCAGACAUACAUCUCUACGAUUUACCUCGACGGUACUUGCCUCAAUCAAGCUCGUAAAUCGUUGCCAGAGCGGAAAGAAUCCGAAAAGAUGUUGGUUGAUGAAGUAAGAAAACUCUCAGAACAUUCAAUCAUAAUAAUUGCCUCGUUUUUGGGCAUGGAAGAGACCUUGGCAGGUGCAAGCGAACAACUUUCAGAAAUUAUAUCGGUUAGCCCUAGAAUGCUGCCUCUUAUAAGAAAAUGCGGAGUUGAACGUGGCGAAUUUAUUGCGAUAAGUGAUAGAACUUCUUCGCGAAUUCGAGUCUUAUCGAAUAACUCUAUUUGGUCUAGGUGUUUCGAAGCUCUCUACGCAUUUAGAAAAGUUCCGAAACCAGCAAUGAUCAUAGACUUGUCACCGGAUGGAGAACAUAAACGAGUUAUUGACAAAAACAUUCUUUGGAUACCGUAUAGUGAUCACUCCUCUCGUAUGGAAAUUCAGGAAUUCUUGUCAAGGCUUCGAUAUGGAAAAGUGGUAAAUAUUCAUAAGUCAAACAACAGGCAGUUGCAGACUUUGCGAAAAGCAUUCAUCACUCUCUCUCAUCCGAAGAAAGGGCGAAAAGCGACAUAUCCUCCAAAGUGGAAAUGUAAGCUGAAGAGGAAGAAACCUUGGGUUUCGAAGAACGUUUUAGGGGGAGUGAAGAGGGGGAGUGAAGAGGUAGGUAAAGCUUUCAUAAUGCGGGAGAGCUCACAUUCCUACAUCCGUAACAACUUUUAUAGAGAGCAUGAUGAUGUGGAACACACAACAUGGAAAGAAAUGGAUCCUAGUGCUCUAGCCGGAUAUGGACCCUCAACAUCAUCUCAAGCAGUCCCUGGAACUUCUGUCCAUUCUAUAUAUAGCAAAGCGCCUACCACAUCAGGCUCUAUCGGCAUAAGUCCAAUGCUGGUAUCCAACCAACGGCAGCAGGUUGCGCAAACGGAGUCGAAACCGCCUAUGGCGAACUCUUUGGCUACUGAUUUCGUAGAGUACAAGCCUGAUUGCCCGAUGUGUGCUAAAUUAUGGGCUAAAAAUCCAUCGAGUAGUAGCAGCAGAGGAAAUCAUCAGGUCUGCACGAAGAACCUUAACCGCGCUCCAGAAGUAUCUAGCACUUGCUCAUCUAAAAUGGUGGUAACUAAGGGUGAAAAGAAGCCUAUAGUUCCUGCAGUGAUAACUCUUGAUUAA